This is a messenger RNA of Anguilla rostrata (American eel), 2026 nucleotides long. RefSeq names its product chromosome 5 C11orf58 homolog (gene c5h11orf58). The coding region runs from base 80 to 622 and encodes 180 amino acids. The record is from RefSeq and is a predicted model, not a curated record. The transcript is spliced from 5 exons. NCBI's taxonomy places the organism in Eukaryota, Metazoa, Chordata, Actinopteri, Anguilliformes, Anguillidae.
AUCAAGCUCGGUGAACAAACAAACUCCUGGAAAAAUUAGCCAGCUUGUUGAGGAAAAUAGCACCAACCGUGACAUUAAAAUGAGUUCCGCUGAGGACCGACAGCAUGGAACAAAAAGACCAGCGUCUCCAAAUGAACAAGGAGCCAACACCUGGGAGGAUGCAGAUUUGGGCAACGACGAGAGAAAACAAAAGUUUCUACGGCUGAUGGGCGCAGCAAAGAAGGAGCAUACGGGACGCCUCGUGAUCGGCGAUCACAAGUCAACUUCGCACUUCCGAUCAGGAGCAGAGGAUAAGAAGAUCAACACAGAGCUGGAGCACCAGUAUCAGCAGGGCAUGGAGGACAAGCUUUCUGGCAGAAACAGGAGGCACUGUGGUCUGGGCUUCACUGAGCCUGACCUGCCGGAAGAGAGCAACAGCACGGCCCAGCCAGGGAAAGAGGACAGCCCCGAGUCGGGCGGUGCCGCAGACGAGCCGGAGCCGGAGCCGGAAGAGGAGACGCCGGCACAGCCCGGCGAGCCCGGCGAGCUCGGCGAGCAGGACACGGCCGCAGCCGACUGCACGGAUAACGGGAAGGAAGAGAAGAGGCACAGCUUCAAGGUGGCGUUCGUCAAGUCGUCCUGAAGCGCAGCCGGGACUUUGCGCCGCGAUGCUCGGUUGUGCACGUUUGUGUUUUCAGGGCGCGGUCUCCACCCCAGACAAUUCGCUGUCACCUCUCCUUCAUUUCCAGUGAAAAUUUGUACUUCAUGUCAUUGUCCAAUAAGAAGUAAAAACCCGAUGAACUGUUAAGCAAAGAAAGUCGAUUAGUUCAGUUUGCAAUGUUAUUCAAAGUCGGUCUCAACUAGGGAAAUGGGGGGGGUGAAUGUGCUUUUAUAUAUGUAUAUGUGUGUGUUGUUUUUUUUAAAGCCGUUUUCAGGAGGAAGCGAAGAACGCUUUGUAAAGGAUUAAUGCGCAUGCCGUCUAUUACACAACAGGCCAAGGAUUAGCAUAAUAGGCAUUUUACAUUCUCUUUGAAGUUCAGAGAAGAGCAUAACAAAUGUGUAUGAACCAUCAUCUGAACAUAAAUAAAUGGAAACGCCAAAAUCCUCAGCGGACGUUCUACAGUGGAUAUAUAAAGGAGAAGGGGGGAGAAAACCCUCUUUUUUGUGUCAAAUCAGCAUAAGAGCGGAUGUGAUUUUUUUCCCCCCCAGCUUUUUCCCACCAGGCACAUUGGCACAUAGGGGCCUGCCUUCCCCCCUCUCUCUCUCCCCAGCCUGAUACAGAGAGCCGUGGCAGCUUUAGCUGCGGAGCGCGGGGACGUGUGCAUGCUUCCAACAGGUGUUUGUUUUUUUUAGUUGUGUUUUUUUUUUUUUAUUCAAAGAUGCUUGAGACUUGAAUGCAUAAUCACUUCCAAUUAAAGUUUAAGAUCUCACAUGGGGAUGAAAUGCAGGGGCCUACUUUUCACUGAAGGCAAAGAAAAUUGUGGUUAACAGUCUCAAGGAUUUUUAUUUGUUUGUUUUCCUGUAUAAAGUCCGUGGUGGUAGCUGUGUGUCGAAGGGGUGCACUCUGCCAGGGAAAUUUACCCUAGAACAGAAGUGUUCUACUUUGGUUGCAUUCUCAGAGAAUAAUUAGGCUAUCGGUCUUCGUUUUGUGGUUUGGCCUCAUGAGCAAUAUAACCUACUCAACGAUCUGUCAGACAAUGACAUUGCACUAAGUACCUUUUAAAACGCAGCACGUGUGGGAGACACUGCUGUGGUUUUUUGCUGUUUAAAAGAAAAAUUGCUUCAUAUUUAUGAUUUCUGUUGCAUAAACGGAAAACAUUUCUCCAGGCCUUCAGAACAUAAACUGAGAAAAGGAAUUAAAAAUGCCCUUUUAAAUCAUAAAAAAAAACUCUUUGAACUAUAGAAACAUCUCAAGUUUUUUUUUUCUCUACUACCUUUUCGUAUUGAAAGUUCACCUCUGUCUGAGUCUGCCAAAGUUAGAACCCCUUUUCAAAUAAUGGAAUGAAAUGUAGAGGUCAAAGCAAUCAAUAAAAAUGUUCAAAGAGAA